CCGAAUCUUUCUUGUGCAUUAGAACUAAGUGUUCCAUUAUGGCUUGUCGAAUGAACGACACUGAUGGAAGUUGCAUUAACAAUAGUACUACAGUUUUCGAUGAAGGAAAACUUCUAGCAUCAUACAGUAUCAAGUCUAUCAUUCGGCAUCCUGAAAUCAAGUCGAAUCCUUGUGAAGUGGACAAUGGCGGCUGUGAACACCACUGUUUGCUUAAGCAAUCGAGUGUCGAUGGUGACUUGGAUCGAGGUUGCAUUUGCAGAGAGGGAUAUCGUUUGACGGAAAACGUUAAAAACUGUACCAAAAUUAAGGUUACCGAUGUCUACGAUGACUUUUAUCUGCAAAACCCAAUGAACUUGUCAUCGCUGUCGAAUCUUUCCAGUGAAAAUAUUUACCCUAUAUCAAGAAACCUGUUGUACCGGUUGAAAUACGAAAGACCAAAUCGCGUCUUCGUUCAAUCGCCUUUUGUCUAUUUGGAAAUAGAUGAGAAUGGCAAAAGAGUUCAAGAAAAGCAAUUUGGAGAACGAGACUCUAUGACAUCUGAUGAGAAUCAAGAUUAUGCACUCGCGUUUAUCGGUCUGGGUCAUGUCAUGUCUUAUAGCUGUAGAAAUGCUGAUCGAGAUCUAGUGUGGUCGAGAAACUCAUCAUUAGCCCAAGUUGUGACCUACGAUUGGAUCACUAAAAAUGUAUACUACGUUAAUUUAUCAAACAAUAGCGAUGAACAGCCUGAACUCCUGGUAUUCAGAUUCGAAUUACCGGGAAGAUUGUGUGUGAGGGACCAGAAAGAGGUUUCGCACUACCUAAGUCAACACGUCGUGAGCAUAGCUAAAAUUCCAGAACCUGCAUCGAUGGAGAUACAUCCAUACAAAGGUUACAUCUUCGCAUCGCUCCGUAAUGGAUCACUCAUAAGACUGGACACGGAUGGUUCCAAUAGAAUAGACUUUCCUAAUGUCAAUAAUUCCGUCAUUUUGGCGACGGAUUUGAGCGAAGACAAAGUCUAUUGGUUGGACUCUGAUGGGUACGUAAACUACGCGAAUCUAGAUGGAAGUGAUCCUGGGCAACUGUUCAAGAAUCCGAUAAACCAAACGUUGACCAUGAAAAUUUUUGGUAACUGGGUCUAUAUGACAGAAAAAACAGGCGAAAACUGGAAUGGUGACAAACUAAAGUUAUGGCGCUUCAACAAAGUAACAGGGAAAGCAUCAGGAACUCUAGAAGAUUUAAGCAAAAAGAGUCAAUUGUACCGUGAAAGUUUGGGCUUCAAAGUAAGGGACAAAGACGCGAAGUACGUCAACGUUGACGAUAAUCCAUGCGCCGUCAGUAAUGGAGGUUGCGAAUCAAUCUGCUUCGCAGUACCGUCGAAGGAAGGCUCUGGCAAACUACGAAAAGUUUGUGCUUGCGAUUCGGAUCAGAUUCUUUUGGAACAUAAUGAUAAGUGCCAAUAUCUGAAAAACGAGGAGCCAGAAAAUGAGUCUGAGGAAUACGAGGAUGAAUAAAAUGAUUGUUUCCUAUUCCCGAUGUCUGUGAUAGUAUAUUUAUCAAAUAAAUAAUUUGUAGUCCGUAAAUCUGUAGUACUGCUGAAAUAAAUAAUAUGUUGUAACCACGAAAA
Nasonia vitripennis (jewel wasp) is the source of this 1603-nucleotide messenger RNA. RefSeq names its product prolow-density lipoprotein receptor-related protein 1-like. NCBI's taxonomy places the organism in Eukaryota, Metazoa, Arthropoda, Insecta, Hymenoptera, Pteromalidae. The transcript is spliced from 2 exons. The record is from RefSeq and is a predicted model, not a curated record. The coding region runs from base 39 to 1490 and encodes 483 amino acids.